AGGGAGGGAAACUGGUACUUUUGAUCUCCCGGUUCUGCCCGGUUCAGCCCGGUUCCCUGUGAAAGGUGGAAAAUCGAUUCUUUGCUAUUAUGUGUCGGAAAAGGUAGCAUGGUAAACGUAAUUGUGUAUGUCGUACACACAUAAGUACAUGAUACGUGACGUUUUAUAUACUAGUUGCCGGUGUGCAACUCUAGACGCUUAUCUUAUGCAUUUACAAGAAUGCAACUACUGUACUGUGCUAUACCAUACACCAAGUGCACUGUAGUGCCGUUAAUGCGAAGAGUAUGAAUGGAUAGAAAGAAUGGUUCCUGAAAGAUUUGACAAGAAUGCCGCGGCAUAUGUAAAAUGUCCGUGAAGAGAGAUUAGACACGCAGGAGAAAACAGACGUCACGUGAAUAAUGAAUGUGCAGCGGCGGAACCUUUUAUUUUAAAGUAAACGAGACCAAGUACAACAGCUCUUCAUGGCUUUAUCGGCAGAUGACAUGACGUGUCUAUUUUGGUCGAGAAAAGAGAGAAGACGAUGGUUCAUCUUGUUAUUGUGCGGAACAUGUUUGGUAUAUGCUACAAGGACUUCGGUCCCAUUGCUCAUGCCCACUAUCAUAGAAGAAAAUCAUUGGAGCAAAACUGAUUCUGGAAUAUUUCUAUCCAGUUUCUUUUGGGGCUACACCCUGACUCAAGUUGCUGGUGGAUAUAUUAGUGACCGAAUUGGAGGUCAGAAAGUAAUGUGGAUAUCCGCUCUUGGAUGGUCAUUCAUUACAUGCCUCAUGCCAAUAAUCAUGAAAUUAUUGUCAGAUAGUGAUUUUGUCAUACAACUGCUAGCACUAGUACGAACUAUCAAUGGAGCUUUUCAGGGGAUGCACUUUCCUAGUAUGAUCAGUUUGACGAGUCAACGCUUACAUGAAUCUGAAAGAGCUUCAUUCUUCAGUUUACUGACUGCAGGAUCUGCUUUAGGCAUUCUUUUAACUGGUUCAUUAGGAUCGUACAUUUUGGAAAACUAUGACUGGACUGUAGUUUUUAAAGUUUUAGGAGGUUUAAGUUUGCUGUGGACAGGCUGCUUAAGCUACUACUGUACGUCUCUAAAGGGGACGACCAUUUCCACUAACAAAUCUUCCAACAACCACAGCCUACCAUGGUCGGAAUUACUUUCAAAACCUCCAUUUUGGUCUUGCGUAAUUGGUCAUGCCUGUCAAAACAAUUGUUUUUUCGUUAUACUUUCGUGGAUGCCAAUGUACUUUCAUGAAACUUACCCAGAAGCGAAGGGUUGGAUUGUAAACAUGCUACCAUGGAUUCCUUCAUUACCUUGCACAUAUUUAGGAAAAAUUCUAUCAGAGAAAUUGAUUAAGGCAGGUUACACAAUUACUGUAACGAGGAAAAUUGUCCAAACUAUUUGUUUCAUGACACAGUCCAUCAAUUUAUUAUUUCUCGCAAGAGCAGAAACCUUUCAAGGUGCAUUAUUAUGUUUCACACUUAUAAUCGGUGGUUCAGGAUUUCACAAUACUGCUAUAGUCGUAAAUCCUGCAGAUCUGGCACCAAAAUAUGCUGGCAGUGUGUUUGGUUUAAUGAAUACGGUUGGUGCAAUUCCUGGUUCCUUAGGAGUAUACUUUGCUGGUUAUAUUUUACACACGACGCAUAGCUGGCCUAUCGUCUUUAUCGUCACUUCUAUGAUCGAGACUCUAGGAUGUAUCAUUUAUUUAUGGUUUGGAUCUGGCAAUUCAAUAAUUUAAAUGUACAUCAAAACUGACUGUUCAUAGAUCCAACAAUCUGACGCAACAAAUGAUUAAAUAUGACAUAAUUAUACCAAGCAUAGACAAUAUAUCAAUACAUAUCGCUUGAAUUAUUUAAAAAAAUUAUGAAUAGGAAGACUUUUUAGUCAUGGGAUAAGAGCACUUUUUCUAGAUGUUAAUAACAAAGAAAGAUUAGAAAAGAAAUACGCGCCUAAUACACUUAAUGGUUACAUGAGUAUUAUUUUUUAUGUGAACUGAU
Orussus abietinus is the source of this 1983-nucleotide messenger RNA. RefSeq names its product solute carrier family 17 member 9 (gene MFS18). Bases 462 to 1724 code for a protein of 420 amino acids. Gene Ontology annotation, molecular function: transmembrane transporter activity. The record is from RefSeq and is a predicted model, not a curated record. NCBI's taxonomy places the organism in Eukaryota, Metazoa, Arthropoda, Insecta, Hymenoptera, Orussidae. The transcript has 8 exons. Gene Ontology annotation, biological process: transmembrane transport.